This is a messenger RNA of Anneissia japonica, 3534 nucleotides long. Its product is annotated as probable tRNA N6-adenosine threonylcarbamoyltransferase. Gene Ontology annotation, biological process: tRNA threonylcarbamoyladenosine modification. Gene Ontology annotation, cellular component: cytoplasm; EKC/KEOPS complex. The transcript is spliced from 14 exons. The coding region runs from base 170 to 1177 and encodes 335 amino acids. NCBI's taxonomy places the organism in Eukaryota, Metazoa, Echinodermata, Crinoidea, Comatulida, Comatulidae. The record is from RefSeq and is a predicted model, not a curated record.
AUUUGUAAAUAUUGACCGUCGACAGGCAGGGGCUUUGUUGGUAGGCUCGCUAGAAAAACUUCGACUUGUGUAGGCUUAGGCCUAGGCUGGGGCCCAAAUUUUGUACUUUUCUAGUGUAAGCAUAUACCGUAUAUGGAAAUAGCUAUCCAUUAAAAUUAAGUACUUCAGCAUGCCGACCGUGAUUGGAUUCGAAGGGAGUGCCAACAAGCUAGGAAUUGGAAUAAUCCGAGAUGGAGAGGUAUUGUCUAAUCCAAGAGUUACAUACAUAACACCACCAGGUGAAGGGUUUCAGCCUAGAGAUACUGCCAGACAUCACCAAGCACACAUCAUAGAAGUGCUACAAAAAGCAUUAGAUGAGGCCAGUGUCAGUCCCAAAGAUAUUGAUUGUAUUGCGUACACGAAAGGUCCUGGUAUGGGAGCACCUUUGGUAUCUGUUGCUCUUGUUGCAAGGACAGUAGCCCAGCUGUGGAAUAAGCCAAUUGUUGGAGUCAAUCACUGUAUUGGACACAUUGAGAUGGGACGACUCAUAACAAAUGCAAUCAAUCCUACAGUCCUGUAUGUCAGUGGAGGGAACACACAGGUUAUUGCAUACUCACACAAAAAAUACCGUAUAUUUGGUGAAACGAUUGAUAUCGCCAUUGGCAACUGUCUCGACAGGUUUGCACGCGUACUCAAGCUAUCAAAUGAUCCCAGUCCAGGUUACAACAUUGAACAAAUGGCAAAAGGAGGAAAAAAGUUAAUAGAACUGCCCUAUGUGACAAAGGGAAUGGACGUAUCUUUUUCAGGCAUUUUAUCCUAUAUAGAAGAUGUGGGGAGUAAGCAGCUGAAGCGAGGAGAAUGCACCCAAGCUGACCUCUGCUUUUCACUUCAGGAGACGCUGUUUGCUAUGUUAGUUGAGGUGACAGAACGUGCCAUGGCCCAUUGUGGGUCAAAUGAAGUCCUCAUAGUUGGAGGUGUUGGCUGUAACAAACGUUUGCAAGAAAUGAUGGGGAUCAUGGCUGAGGAGAGAGGUGCUAAGCUGUUUGCAACUGACAUGAGGUUUUGUAUUGAUAAUGGCGCGAUGAUUGCCCAAGCUGGAUGGGAGAUGUUCACAAGUGGAUUGACAACUCCAUUAGAUCAAACAUUUUGUACACAGAGAUUCCGAACAGAUGAAGUUGAGGUAACAUGGAGAGAUUGAAUGUGAUGUAUCAGUAACGAAAGAAACAAAGAUCUGAAGUAUAUACUACAUCGAGGUGUAUGUCACACUGAUGAUAAAGCCAUAGAUGGAAGGACGUGAUGUAAUAGACUGACCAUGGAGUAAUAAGUAAAUAAUUACUCCCAUUAACUGACCUAGCAGAGCUGAGGAAACCAAUCAAUGACCCAUGACCGUAUCAGAUUGACAGCACGUUCGAAAAUGAUAUAAAUCAGACGAGGGUCAGUGGCAGGUUAAACGGGGGCCCCAACUAUUCGAGGCCCCCUAAAUUUUUUAAUGGAGAAAGAAAGAAAAAUUAUUCAAAUUUAUGUCUGAGAGUGUUUCCAGCCACCUAUAGGUGCCGUAAUCAUAAAUGUUAUUACUUCAGCCCCAACCAUGGUGGGGCUAAGGUGGUGUAGACCCUCCAUCUGUGAAAGUCCAUCCCUGAGCUUUCAAAUUUCUGGAUCCACCACUGAGGGUGUGAUACAAGAAGCAAGAACUUAGAACACAUUGUAGUGACAGACAUUUAACAAAUUACGUGGUGAUAAUAACGUCAAAAAUGACAGUAAUGGAGAGAGAACAUUAAAAAAUGCUUUGAGCAAAAUAGUAAAUCCAAUUGACAACAAUCAGCUGAUUUAACGAGCAGGGAAAACAAACAUGUCAUCGUCGUUUCUGUUUGUUUUCCUGAAAGGCUUGUGAGCAAGCUUAGUAGCUUGCGUUGAUGAUUUCACUAAGCCUGCAUCCUGUUGGAAGGUCUAAUUUAAACCGACUUCCUGAACGCUUCUAAUUAUCACGCUAUAAAUAUCUACUAUACAUACUUUGCUACACUUAGCUUAUCAAAAUGUUGGCUUAACGAUGAUGGACUGGGAUUCGUUUCGUUUCAGAAUUAUUAGUGGAGGCCUUAGUUAAAUGCAGUCGUACAGUAGUUGUAUGGGAGGGUUUUCUUUAGUUGAAUAACUUAUUGUUCCCAUCUGCCUAAUUUUAAUUAUAUUAUUAUUAUAUUUUUUUUUUUUCAUUAAUACUUUAUUGCUAUAAUUUAUGAUCAUUUUAAUCAUAAUAUUGUUGUAAUAAAAAUAUGAUUUGAGCACCAGACCUGUUGAAAUAUCAUGAAGAUGAAUUUUAAAAAGGUGAAAAGUAAUAAAAGGAAUACUGUACAUCUUUCAAACAUUUUUGUAAUAAAUUGUCUUUAUUUUAAUCAAACCAAUACAUAAAAUAUUGUGCUUUUACAGUAUUAAGGCUUAAGGAGUCAGUUUUCAGAAACUUCUUCUCAAGUCAUCUAAAGUUAUUUUUGUCAUGUUAAAGAAACAUAUACAGAUACAAGUCAAACAUUGUCACAGCUGAUGCAAGUACAUAACAAAGAUAUAUAACAGCCAACACCUGUAUAGAUUGCAAUUAUGGAGCCCCAGGACCUAAUAGGGCAUUAUAGGGCAUUAUAAGGAUAUAUUUAGCUCUUUCAUUUAGCAUAUAUUGUACAAUUUGAAGGAAAUUACAAGAAUGCUACCUUGGAAAGUUUACUGCAGCUAAUACAGAAUCUAUGUACAGUAAUAAUUAACAAAAUAUGUUAAUGAAUUUCUUUUAUAAUUCAUGCCCAUAGGAAGAUAUUACAUGCAUUAGGCCAAAUAAAAAAAAAAAAUGUUUACUGCAUCCUAUGGAAAUUCUUACAUCCUGAGCUGUUGCGUCUGUAAUGUUUGUGGGACGAAUAUAAUCUGAAGCAUGGUUAUUCAUGUUUUCCUAGGACAUUUGACUGUUGCCAUGGUAAUCUUAAUCUAACGGACCUUUAAAUUAUUAAAAUACAAUUAAUUGUGUACUGUCAUCCUUACUUUGUUCCUUGUAUACAAAUAGUUUUUUAAAAUAUCACCGGCAAAUUUUACCAGCGAUACUACUACCAUAACUGUUUGUAAGAGACUAUGAAUAGAGCUACUUGGAGAGAUUACGUAGUACUUUUAUAUACAUAUCUGAAGUUAAUCACAAUGAAAUGUAGGUAUAGUAACAACAGAGACUCUUCAUUAACAGAUAUUUACAUCAUCAUCAGUGACCAUAUAUCCAACUCAAAUUGAGUACACUAAAAAAUAAAAAUAUUGCUUCAACCAAAAAUAAAUCCUUGCUUUAACCAUUAUAUGCACAUAGGUUCUAUUAGUCUUGAUAUUAACACUGGAUAAAUGUACUCUAGAUCGUAUUUUAAACCAUUUGAAAAUAUACAAUAUAAAUGCUGUAGUCCAAAAUAUACAACUUAAGAUUUAUGAACUUUGCAAUUAUUUUAUGUUAUUAUUUAUAUUAACACAUUCUUUUCAUCAUUUAACUUGUGCAUGGAAGUAGGGAAAUAGUUUUAAAAAUAACAUGUAUUUCAACUUUCUAAAAAAAAA